Lytechinus pictus (painted urchin) is the source of this 3797-nucleotide messenger RNA. RefSeq names its product ankyrin repeat domain-containing protein 50-like. Bases 436 to 2595 code for a protein of 719 amino acids. Gene Ontology annotation, molecular function: protein binding. The record is from RefSeq and is a predicted model, not a curated record. NCBI's taxonomy places the organism in Eukaryota, Metazoa, Echinodermata, Echinoidea, Temnopleuroida, Toxopneustidae. The transcript has a single exon.
AAACUUGGUUGCAGUCACAGUGCUCACAGGGUUUCUUGGGCAACUAAUUAAGGUCCCAUAAAAUCUAGCAUUGACAAAUUACUGCUCUCCCAUGGGACUGAACAGAUCCAGUAGUAAUCCCUCUCUAUGCCCAUAUGAAAAAAAUUGCUGAGAUAUGCACCGUUCCAACCAUUACGUCAUUUUAAGGUACGGGUCUAAAGGGGAUUCCCGAAAUUGCAGGAUCCUAUCAGUGGUACAUGCGCCCCCAAUUCAACCAAAGGCCUGUUCGCUUCGUGGAAUGGAUUGAUAUCGAAACUGUAUGCAUAAUAAACACAUCUGCAUGCAUCAUUUGUAUACCACGCACGGAUUUGAUAUUGCUAUUUUACCUAGCUCUACAUACCGAAGCGGUAAGGGGAUCUCAUUAAAUUUCGUAUAAAGCACGGAGCUGAUGUGGAGAUGGAGAAUGGAGAUGGACAUACUACAGAUUUACAUUUAGCUGCAUCGCUGGGUUUUCUGGGGAAAAUCACAACUAUACUUGGGCAUGGAGUAAAUGUGAACAAAGUGACCAGGGAAGGAUACACUGCUUUAUACGUCGCUGCUAAGAAUGGCCAUCUUGACGUCAUCAAAUAUCUGAUCAGACAAGGAGCCGAGAUCAAUAAGGGUGGUAAUGAUGGUCAGACCGCAGUACACAUCGCUGCUAAGAAUGGCCAUCUUGACGUCAUCAAAUAUCUGAUCAGCCAAGGAGCUAGGUUCAAUAAGGGUGAUAUUGAUGGUCAGACUGCACUACACAUCGCUGCUAAGAAUGGCCAUCUUGACGUCAUCAAAUAUCUGAUCAGCCAAGGAGCUGAUGUCAAUAUGGGUGGUAACGAUGGUCAGCCUGCUCUACACAUUGCUGCUAAGAAUGGCCAUCUUGACGUCAUCAAAUAUCUGAUCAGCCAAGGAGCCGAGAUCAAUAAGGGUGGUAAUGAUGGUCAGACCGCAGUACACAUCGCUGCUAAGAAUGGCCAUCUUGACGUCAUCAAAUAUCUGAUCAGCCAAGGAGCUAGGUUCAAUAAGGGUGAUAUUGAUGGUCAGACUGCACUACACAUCGCUGCUAAGAAUGGCCAUCUUGACGUCAUCAAAUAUCUGAUCAGCCAAGGAGCUGAUGUCAAUAUGGGUGGUAACGAUGGUCAGCCUGCUCUACACAUUGUUGCUAAGAAUGGCUAUCUUGACGUCAUCAAAUAUCUGAUCAGCCAAGGAGCUGAUGUCGAUAGGGGUGAUAACGAUGGUGAGACUGCUCUACACAUUGCUGCUAAGAAUGGCCGUCUUUACUUCAUCAAAUAUCUGAUCAGCCAAGGAGCCGAGAUCAAUAAGGGUGGUAAUGAUGGUCAGACCGCAUUACACAUCGCUGCUAAGAAUGGCCAUCUUGACGUCAUCAAAUAUCUGAUCAGCCAAGGAGCCGAAGUCAAUAAGGGUGGUAUUGAUGGUCAGACUGCACUACACAUCGCUGCUAAGAAUGGCCAUCUUGACGUCAUCAAAUAUCUGAUCAGCCAAGGAGCCGAAGUCAAUAAGGGUGGUAUUGAUGGUCAGACCGCAGUACACAUCGCUGCUAAGAAUGGCCAUCUUGACGUCAUCAAAUAUCUGAUCAGCCAAGGAGCUAGGUUCAAUAAGGGUGACAUUGAUGGUCAGACUGCACUACACAUCGCUGCUAAGAAUGGCCAUCUUGACGUCAUCAAAUAUCUGAUCAGCCAAGGAGCUGAUGUCAAUAUGGGUGGUAACGAUGGUCAGCCUGCUCUACACAUUGUUGCUAAGAAUGGCUAUCUUGACGCCAUCAAAUAUCUGAUCAGCCAAGGAGCUGAUGUCAAUAUGGGUGGUAACGAUGGUCAGCCUGCUCUACACAUUGCUGCUAAGAAUGGCCAUCUUGACGUCAUCAAAUAUCUGAUCAGCCAAGGAGCUGAUGUCAAUAUGGGUGGUAACGAUGGUCAGCCUGCUCUACACAUUGCUGCUAAGAAUGGCCAUCUUGACGUCAUCAAAUAUCUGAUCAGCCAAGGAGCUGAUGUCAAUAGGGGUGAUAACGAUGGUGAGACUGCUCUACACAUUGCUGCUAAGAAUGGCCGUCUUUACUUCAUCAAAUAUCUGAUCAGCCAAGGAGCCGAGAUCAAUAAGGGUGGUAAUGAUGGUCAGACCGCAUUACACAUCGCUGCUAAGAAUGGCCAUCUUGACGUCAUCAAAUAUCUGAUCAGCCAAGGAGCCGAAGUCAAUAAGGGUGGUAUUGAUGGUCAGACUGCACUACACAUCGCUGCUAAGAAUAACCUUUUUGACGUCAUCAGCUCUCUGAUCAUCCUAGGAGCUAAAGUCAAUUUGAGUGAUAACGAUGGUCAGAGUGCUCUACACAUUGCUGCUAAGAAUGGCCGCCUUGACGUCAUCAAAUAUCUGAUCAGCCACGGAGCUGAAGUCAAUAGGGGUGAUAACGAUGGUCAGACUGCUCUACACAUUGCUGCUAAGAAUAGCUACAUUGACAUUGUAAAGGUCCUUCUUACAAAUGGAGCACGAUCUGACACAGAAGACAAAGCAGGCAAUAUACCGAUCCACUAUGCUAGGGAUGAAUCAGUCAGACAGUUGAUUUCUCCAAGGUAACAAAUUCAAAUUACGUUGUAUGUUGUAUGUUGUAAUUUUUGUAUCACCGGACGAUAUACCUUAUACUUCCUAAAACAAUGAUUUACCGAAUUAUUAUUGUUAAUGGUAUUGGAUGAAAGAGGCAGUCAGAGGCAUUAUUGUAUGUUCCAGGGUCAUAAAUCUUACAGUUUUAUUAUAAACCAGGUCAAUGUUAUGUGAAAUAUAUUGGAAUUAAGAUUUUUAUUUCAAUUUAGUCAUUUAUAUUUUGCCUUCUUUUUUGAAAUAUGAAUGAAAUUAUCAAACUCGCAUUACUGGGUCACAUGCUUACUAGAGUUUCAAUCUGACUAAUUGGGUAGUUCAGCUUAGUUUCUAAAUAGAUUUGGCACAGGGGAAAAAUGUAAGAAAAAAAUGUGGAAGAAGAGAAAACUUGAGAAGUUUGUAAAACAAUAAAAUACCUCUUUUGUCAUUAAACACAUUUUAUAAGGAAAGCUACUGAAGUAUUAUGUCCUCAUAUUGUAGGGAUGAUCCAGACUCAUUAAGAGCUCGAAGACAUAAUAAAUAGUCAGAGUACAAUCAGUCUUAGGAACUAGUAGCCAUGAUAUUUAUUGCUCUCCUGUUAUUCGUUCGCGCCGCAUCACAUCUUGCGCGUAGUAACAAUAUAGAUCUUGGACAUAUCACAACAUCCCCCUCCUUUUAACACAAGUAUGAUCAAAGUUAUUUCUAUAACACUAACAAGGUGCAUCCUCAAAAUGAAACUCCUGUAUCAAUAAUGAUGCCUAAAACCAUUGAACAGUUUUGAUAAACAUUAACAAUGCAAAGUAUUUCCUGACAACUUUUGCUGUUGGUUUGUAACAAGUUUGAACAUAUAGUAUCAUUUAUAUAUUACAUAUUAAUUUCUAGGAUUGAUCUAUCCAAUAUAAAAUUGAAAGUUUUGAAUAACACUUUAUACAUUAUUAAAAUGCAUCUAUGUAAAGUUUGAACAUAUAGUAUCAUUUAUAUAUUACAUAUUAAUUUCUAAGAUUGAACUAUCUAUCCAAUAUAAAAUUGAAAGUUUUGAAUAACACUUUACACAUUAUUAAAAUGCAUCUAUGUAAACAUACUAUGAUGAUUGUAGUGUGCAGUAAUAAUUUUGAGUUCCAUGCUAUUGCAAAUGUCUUUGCUAUGUUGAAAUUAAAAUAAAUUAUCAAAAAUGAAUAAAUUAAAAUAAAUUAUUAAAAUAAAUU